CGGCCCCAGGGACACUAGCUGGGCCCCGUGAGGCGCACGUUCCCCGAGCGCCCCUACGCGGAUCCUAGGCGCCUCCUCUGCGCGCUGGUGUCACCCGGGCGCAGCGAAGGGCCAGGCUCCGACUGUAGCCGAGAUCCAGGCGCGUCACCAAGGCAGGGGCCGGGCUGCCUCGGGGACAAACAGAUAUCUCGGCUCCCGCCCAGGGGCUGCUGGAACAUGUGCCGAGAGACUCAGUUCGUUUGACAGUUGCUAGACUAUGUUUCUACUUCUGAUCCUACUCAGCCAGCUGCCCACACUUACUCUCGCGGUUCCUCAUUGUUCAAGAAGCCUAAAGGAUUCCGAACAUGCCCCAGAAGAAGUUUUUGCAUCAAAAGAAGCAGCAAACAUCUUUAUGCAUCGCCGCCUCCUGUACAAUAGGUUUGAUUUAGAACUCUUCACUCCCGGGGACCUGGAGAGAGAGUGCUACGAGGAGUUCUGUAAUUAUGAAGAAGCCAGAGAGAUUUUCGGGGAUGACGAAAAAACGAUUACAUUUUGGAAGGAUUAUUCAAUUAAAGGACCAACCACAAGAUCAGAUGUUAACAAAGAGAAAAUUGAUGUUAUGGGCCUUCUGACUGGAUUAAUUGCUGCUGGAGUACUCUUGGUUAUUUUUGGCUUACUUGGUUACUAUCUGUGUAUCACCAAGUGUAAUAGGCAGCCAUACCCGGGGUCUUCAGCUGCCUACACAAGAAGGGCCAGACACACACCCUCCAUCAUUUUCAGAACACAUGAUGAGGCCGUGUUGUCUCCUCUGUCAUCGUCAGAGGAUGCAGGACUGCCUUCCUAUGAACAGGCAGUAGCACUGACCAGAAAACACAGUGUCUCGCCACCACCUCCAUACCCUGGACCAGCAAAAGGAUUUAGGGUAUUUAAAAAGUCCAUGUCGCUCCCAUCUCACUAAGCCCAGUGUGCUGCCUUGCUGUGAGACAUUCACUCGUGUGGUUUGGAGAGCUUGUUCUCCCUGAAGCAAAGAAGAUUUGCCUGCUCACCUUUGUAAGGCAAACCUCAAGGAAUAAAGA
Messenger RNA from Acomys russatus (golden spiny mouse), 1055 nucleotides. RefSeq names its product proline rich and Gla domain 4 (gene Prrg4). NCBI's taxonomy places the organism in Eukaryota, Metazoa, Chordata, Mammalia, Rodentia, Muridae. Gene Ontology annotation, molecular function: calcium ion binding. The transcript has 6 exons. The coding region runs from base 257 to 937 and encodes 226 amino acids. The record is from RefSeq and is a predicted model, not a curated record. Gene Ontology annotation, cellular component: extracellular region.